This is a messenger RNA of Drosophila busckii, 638 nucleotides long. RefSeq lists its product as uncharacterized. Bases 88 to 588 code for a protein of 166 amino acids. Lineage: Eukaryota; Metazoa; Arthropoda; Insecta; Diptera; Drosophilidae. The record is from RefSeq and is a predicted model, not a curated record. The transcript is spliced from 3 exons.
GAGCUAGAGCCAUGUCCAAGAUAUUUGAGACUAGUUGACUUUUAUGGUCAAUUAUUGAGCUCAUUUGCAUAGACCCUGCCGACUAAGAUGAGCAAACUAAAACUUUUCUAUUUGCUGUCGUUGUUGCUGGUAUUAAAUUUAAUUUUGGAUUUGGGUUACGCUUGGACAUGCGCAUACAAAGAGUUUCCCGUCGAAACAAAAAAGAUUAAAGGCCCUUGGUGGAUCUACGCCACCAGUCCCAAGAGCUCCAAAUAUUGUAUGUUGAAAAAGUUGGAUCUCUACUGGACGCGCAUUACCAAGACGGACUACAUCAACUAUGCCGUCGAGCUGCACUGCACGCCGCCCUGGUUUCGUCAUCAAGCGGCCAUAUAUACGCGAAAAAAGGAACCAUCUGAGGCAGUGCUAAAGAAGAUCACAGAUUAUCUGACAACUGUGCAGUUGUCGCUGGACAAAUUCAAGCCUCAAAAUAUGAGCACAUGCAAGAACUACAGCAAUGAACCGCUGCAGGUCUGGCAUAGAUAUAGAUAUAUGCAUUUGGAUUUCAAUCCACAUUUCAUAAGGCCGUUGGUUAAAGACAAAGAUAUUUAAACGCCAGCUUAGUCAUAGCCACUUUCUUUCAAAUUAAACGCAGCUUAAAG